UAAGUAUUAAACGUACAUAAUAUGAGUGCUAAUAAAGUAGAAGCUAGUUUUGUGCAAGCUCAAUCAGAUAACCUUCCAAAAGUGGAUUCUUUCAUGGUAUUUGAUUAUCUAAGUAAUCAUUCUAAGUUCACCAGCGCCGAAAUCCGUGGUUGGAAACUACAAAGGUAAGGGUGCUGCUUAUUUAUCUACGUUCGUAGGUACUUAUUAGUAAUCUUUAGGAAUAAGCUGUAUAGGUAAAUGAAAGAAAGAAUGAAUGUUGUAUAGUUACAGGGACGUAUUCAUAACUUAUGAAUAAAGUGCUUAUAGUAUCUUGAUAAAAGGAAUGUUGUCUUCGUUCAUACAUAUGUAGAUCAUUUUGCAGAUGGUUUUUUAACUUACUUGCAUUUUAUUUAGUGCAUGGUUCCCUACACUUGCUGAUCUAUGACAGAAACCUUAAUAUUGGUUGCCAAUGGCAGUUUUUUUUUUGUCAUCUUGCUCAUUGUUACAAAUCAUUCGUUCAGUAUGUAUUUAAGUAGGAUGACUUGUAUUGUAUAAAUGAAAAGUGUAUAUAAUACUAGCGAACGCCCGAGGCUUCGUACGCAUAGACUACUAUUUAUUUAUCGUAGAGGAACCGUGUAUUUUUCCGAGAUAAAAUACUUUUUAUACCAGAAAAAUGCACGGUUGCUGUAAAAUUUCAUACAUAUCUGUUCAGCAGUUUUUGCUUGAAAGAGGAGCAAAGAUCCAUUCAUCCUCAUAAACUUUCACAUUUAUAAUAUUAGUCGGAAGUAAGAUAGUAGGAUAGGAUAGAAUGUUGUUAUUUGUAUAUUUUUAUUUGUUUUUUUUUUAUUUAUUACAGAUCAGCACGUGAAACCUAUGGAGAUGAUGCUGUAGGAUUUGUUCAAGUCCAGAGGUCGGGACAUGUAUGUACGGUAAAAGCAAAAAUAACGCCUGAACAUAGAAUAAAAAGUAAAGCGUAUAGCUGUACAUUUACAUGUGAUGAAAAAGAGGAAAUGGUUUUGAACGUGAACUGUCAUGACUGUGCUGCUCAAAAGGGAGGCUGCAAACAUAGCGUAGCAUUUUUGAUGUGGCUUCAUAGACGCAGCGAAGAGCCAUCUCCUACUGAAAAAAAAUGUUACUGGGCCAAACCAAAGCUGGCUACUAUAGGUACUAAAUUUAUAAAAGCUAAAGAUAUGGGUCCCAGCUCAGUUACUACUGAAGAUAAAAAUACUGAUAACACCAAUUCAGAUCAGUUUUUCCUAGCAGUUGUGCAAAGCCUAAAGGAAAAUUCUAUCAAAAAUCAGUUAUCAGUAUACGUUACAAAGAAUGAGUAUAAAAAAUUGUCUUUGCAUAACCUCGUUCAUCAAUACAAAAAUGAAGGCAAUAAUAUAAAUAGUGCAGAUGAUUUUAUUGAUUAUUGUUCUACUAAAAUCACCAUAGAGAAAUGUCACAAAGCAGAGGAAGCAACAGUUUGUCAAGCUAGUUCACCGUUAUGGCAUGAGUUAAGGUAUUGUAGAAUAACCGCGUCUAAAGUUCACGAAGCCGCACAUUGCAAGACUCCUGAUGGUGCUUUGAUUGAAAAAAUAUUUGGUGCCUAUGUACCAGAGACUCUGUCUAUGAAAAGAGGCAAACGAUUGGAAUCCAAUGUCAGAGCAGAAGUAGCCAAAACAAGGAAAAUAGUUAUUGAAAAUUGUGGUUUCUUUUUAAAACCUGAUUGGCCUCAUUUGGGUGCUUCUCCGGAUGGAUUGACAAGUGAAUACGUAGUAGAAAUAAAAUGUCCCUCGACAAAGAAAGGAAAGGAAAGUUUUGUAAAGAAUAGUGUUAUCGGCAGCAAAUGGAAAGCUCAAAUUCAGCUACAAAUGUUUUUUUGCAAUAAAGUCAAGGGAUUGUUUUGUGUAGCUAAUGAAAAUUUUGAAAGCAAUAAAAAAGUGGAAAUAUUUGAAGAAGAUUAUGAUGAAAAUUAUUGUACUGAUCUUUUAGAGAAGUCCACGCAUUUUUGGAAAACAUCAGUGUUUCCGAAACUGGUUGAGACUUAAAAUUAUUCUUUUAUUAAUAAUAUAACAUGUGCUUUUGAUGUUGCGAGGUUGUCC
This is a messenger RNA of Parnassius mnemosyne (clouded apollo), 2066 nucleotides long. The record is from the annotation of a GenBank genome assembly. Lineage: Eukaryota; Metazoa; Arthropoda; Insecta; Lepidoptera; Papilionidae.